Messenger RNA from Harmonia axyridis, 1612 nucleotides. Its product is annotated as venom protease-like. Gene Ontology annotation, molecular function: serine-type endopeptidase activity. Lineage: Eukaryota; Metazoa; Arthropoda; Insecta; Coleoptera; Coccinellidae. The record is from RefSeq and is a predicted model, not a curated record. Gene Ontology annotation, biological process: proteolysis. The transcript has 8 exons. The coding region runs from base 186 to 1598 and encodes 470 amino acids.
GUCAUAAUGUUUACGAUGAUUUUCUUCAAAAUUCUGAUAAUAAAUAGGCCAAGAACUAUCUAUCAUCUGAUAAUAAAUUUGCGCUAAAGUUGCGAUCGUGUUAUUAUUCAACUCGCAGUUUGAUAUUAUACAGUGCUGUUAAUAAUUGUUUAUCUGUAUAGUUAUAAGAUUUUCCGUUCAGCAUCAUGUACAUGUACAUCAGUUUCUUGGUUCUGGCAUUCCUUGGAUCCGUUUUCUCUCAAAAUAAUCAAAGGGUACCACCAAAUCCUUGUCCUACUGUUUUCGGGUAUUAUUACGACAAUGAUGGUUCCAUAUUUGCUGAAAUUCUGGUACCCAACGAUGGUUCCAAAGUAUUCAAGAUGGAAGUGAACACAUCUUAUAUUGGACUUUUCGACGAAAGAUCUAGACCGAGACUCACACUGGACCUGAUCACACCCAAAGAUUAUCUUCUCGAAGCCAGACAGCUCACCUACAAAUUAACCUUCACAAAACAAGAAGCUAUUCCGAGGAUAACACAGAUCAAGUUCAAUAAUAGGAUAUAUUGUAGGGGGCCAUCUGAAAUGUUGACUAGUGCCGGAGUUACUGAUUUAUGGGUUUUCAAAGAAACCAGGCUGCAAACAUUCACAUAUUAUCCAGACCAGCCCUCAAGGCCAGAAGCAACCACAAAACCAACAAUACCGCCUUUUAUACCACCAAGGACCACAACACAAUACCCGUGGCUGAAUCCAGCAGAAGAAAACGUGAGACCUGCCCCUCUAAUAGAUGCUCCACAGAAUGACCCAAACUGUGGUAUAUCAGAUAGGACAUUGAAUUUGAUAACGGACGGUAUGACUUCUGUUCAAAACGAAUUCCCAUGGUUGGUUGCCCUAUACCAAUGGAAAGGAUUGAACUACGAAUUCAGAUGCACAGCGAAUUUAGUGGACACAACACAUGUAGUCACAGUUGGAAGCUGCCUCAAACACUUCAAAGCCAAUUUGGUCAAAACAGAAGACAUACUUCUGGUCUUCGGAAAGUCAAGACUCAGACAGUGGGCUGAUGAUUCGAACUCUGUAGUUCGUACGGUAUCUAAGGUGGAAGUUAAUCCAGACUAUACACAGUACACCGCACAUGGCGAUGUAGCAGUUCUCACCCUCAAAAAACCAGUACAGUAUUCUAGAUUUAUCAAACCAAUUUGUCUCUGGGGAGACAGUAACACUGACGUGCAACAGUGGACUGGAAGGUAUGGCACAGUUGCUGGUUGGGGUAAAGAUGAUUACCAAGGAGAAUUUCUAGUAGAUGCUAAGAAGGUGGAGAUGCCGAUAGUCUCUGAGAACACUUGUUUAAUGUCCAAUCGGGAAUUUUCGAAGCUCAUUUCACACAACACUUUCUGUGCUGGUGAAAGAAAUGGUCGAGGACCUUGUACAGGGGAUAUAGGAUCUCCAUUUAUGUUGGAAAUGAAUGGUAAAUGGUAUCUUAGGGGAUUGGUGAGCAAAGCAAUUGUUGACAAACAUGAAUCCCGAUGUACUUUGGACGAGUAUACAGUUUUUGCGGAUGUGGCCAAGUAUUCCAAAUGGAUAUCGAGAACUCUGAAUAAUAUACCAAUACCAAUUUUAAAAUAAAAAUUCCAAAAUAA